Molecule: messenger RNA, 556 nt
Organism: Thamnophis sirtalis
Lineage: Eukaryota; Metazoa; Chordata; Lepidosauria; Squamata; Natricidae
Source: RefSeq, a predicted model, not a curated record
CCAACGGGCGCCGCCAUCUUGUCCGCGACGGUAUUCGCGCGGGGCCAAACCUCCUCUGGGGCGUGUGAUCGCCUUUGGGGGAAGGGCAGGGAAAAGAAGCGGCAUGGUGGGAAUCGCGGGCGGUCGGAGCCCGUCGCCCAAAGAGGACGAGAAGGAGGACUUCGCUUUUGCAGAAGGGCUGCUGGACACCGUUCUCGGUUCCCUGUAUGACUUCGGUGAAUCACCACCAGGGAAAUGCAAAAAGAAAAGGAAUAAGAAAAGACACUCUCAACAGAUAACAGCAACAGUGGCCAGCCCUACUACAUCAUUUGUCAAUCCUGAACAUGGUACAUCAUCUUCAGACAAGAGGAAAAGUGUGCCCAAUUUCUUUGACAAUUUGAAAGAUGAAUUGGCAAGUGUUAAUGAGAAAAAAUGUGUCUUGGGUUCCAGUUCCCCUCAUCCACUCCCAUUCAAAAGUGCCCAAGAAGAAAAGGCAACACAUGUUGAAGUUGUGACAUUCCAGAGUCGACACAAAAAGAAGGCUAAACUAGAAAUUCCUGGAAGUAAUGAUUCAAAG